CGCGCUUCCCUUGGUCUGGUCCUCGGUCACGUACGAAAAUGUUUGGAUAGCGAAAUACAAAAAUUCAAAACUCGCAAAUCGGAAAAUGAGUGGCCAGAAGCACCUGCGAUUGCGCUACUACACCUCCUUCGAGGAGGCGAUGGUGGUGAAGCUGUGGCGCGAGCACCUGCCCGACAUUCCCUCCUACACGGACAACCUGCCCAUUUUCCGGGAAAUCGCCCACGGACUGCAGCAGCAUGGCAUUCGGCUGAACAAGCAGGAAGUUCGCAGGCGCAUGAACAGCUACCGCAAUAGAUAUUUAUCCGAGCGAGCUCGCUUGGAUAGCAACCCGAAUUUGCAGUCGGACUGGCGCCUUUUCCCGCUGAUAGACGCCCUCUUUCGUCCUGCCAGACCGGCGAAGGACCUCUUCCACGCCCACAAUGUCCUGGACGAGGCCGCCGUGAGGGCUCGCUCUGAUCUGCCCGCCCUGCCGCCUCUGCUCCUUGCGUCCUCCACUCAGGUGAAGUUCGAAAGGGACCCCGAUGGAUGCGCCUUUCUGGACGCGCAGCCUCUGUUUCGUCCAGUGGUGAAGAUGGAGCCUCAGCAGGAGCCUUUCCACCACCAGGUGAAGACUGAAUACAAGCCCAACGAGGCGCAACUUGCGGAAACUCCGACUGAAAGUGCCAUUAGGCGGGCACCACUGACGCCCGCCAACCAUCAGCUGCAGGAGGCCCUCGAUGAACCUCCUCAUGUGGCUCCUACCAAUGGCCAGCCGGAGGCCGAAAGAUCUGGAGGAGGAAAGCGGAGACGUGGACGCCGCAGCAUCCUGCCGCGCACAGGCCAAAUAACAAUGGCCCUGGUCGAAGGACUCCGCAAGGAGAACAAGAUGCUCGAGCAGCAGAACGACGCCUAUUUGCUGGCGCUCGAACAGAAGGAGAAACAGUUCCUGGCGAUGAAGCGCAACUUCUUGGGCUACCUGGAGCGGCAGAAGACCCUGCUGGCCCACAUUCAGCACAGGGGCAUCAAGCAGGAACUGGAUCGCGACUACUAAGUUAGCUUUAAGUGGGGAAUCUCGACGCUUGAUCCCGUGCAUUUCAUUUCGUUCCUUCCUCAGACACUGAAGUCUAGUUCACGCGACGUACAAAGCAGCAUAGCGAACCGAAGAUAUUUUUAUUUUUUUUUACCCUUUUCUAAAAAAUAGCGUCCAAAUGAAUUGGCUUAACAAGAAAGUGUUAUAUGAUCUUUGUGAAAAAUCUCUGUAAGAUCUUAGAGUUAAUUUGUAUUAAAAAUCUGAAAAAAAGAAAA
This is a messenger RNA of Drosophila takahashii, 1284 nucleotides long. RefSeq lists its product as uncharacterized. Gene Ontology annotation, biological process: positive regulation of DNA-templated transcription. The record is from RefSeq and is a predicted model, not a curated record. NCBI's taxonomy places the organism in Eukaryota, Metazoa, Arthropoda, Insecta, Diptera, Drosophilidae. Gene Ontology annotation, cellular component: nuclear body.